UUUGAUUUAUGCAGCUUAGGCAGUCCAUGUGAUAUAUAAAGAGGCUGCCAGGCCAUAUUCCACCAAACACUGAGGUGUGUUUAAUGCUGAUAAACAUGGGGAAAAUCAUCUUCUAUGAGGAUAGGGACUUCCAAGGGCGUUCCCAUGAAUGUAAUAGUGACCAUAGUGACUUGCAGUCUUUUUUCAGUAGGUGUAAUUCAGCUCGAGUGUUAAAUGGUUGCUGGGUAAUUUAUGAGCGUCCAGGUUACUCCGGUUCUCAGUAUUACCUUAAACGCGGAGACUACUCAGACUAUCAAAACUGGAUGGGAUAUAAUGACUCCAUUAAGUCCUGCCGCAUAAUUCCUCAGUAUGGUGGUUCUUACAGAAUCAGGCUGCAUGAAAAAGAAGACUUUCAGGGAGAGAUGAUGGAAUUCAGUGAAGAUUGUCCUCACGUUUUUGAAAAAUUCCACCACCAUGAUAUUCAUUCUUGCAAAGUGCUUGAUGGAUACUGGAUAUUCUAUGAACAGCCCAACUACAGAGGACGCCAGUAUUACCUGAAACCUGGAGAUUAUAAAAGAUUCAGUAACUGGGGUGGAUUAAAUGGGAGAGUGAGUUCUUUCCGUCGUGUAAUUAAUGUCAUCUAGUUGAAUGUGUAAAUACAAAUAAAAAUAAUAACCGGCUACA
Molecule: messenger RNA, 663 nt
Organism: Rana temporaria (common frog)
Lineage: Eukaryota; Metazoa; Chordata; Amphibia; Anura; Ranidae
Product: gamma-crystallin 2-like
Exons: 3
Coding region: 84-623 (179 amino acids)
Biological process (GO): visual perception; lens development in camera-type eye
Molecular function (GO): structural constituent of eye lens
Source: RefSeq, a predicted model, not a curated record